AUGUUUACCCGAUUCGGAGAUCUGCCCGUCGAGGUUCGCCUCCAAAUCUGGAGGCUAUCCAUGCCAAUAGAGGACGAGCAAGAGAUCUGCGUCAUGCCCCGGGACCUGUUGCCUCGCGACCAGGAUAUCGACCGUGAUAUACUUCCGUUCCUCCGCUACACCAGUCAUCUGGCGGUGUACACCGCGUUCCCCGUCCUCAUGCACGUCUGUAAUGAAUCUCGCGCCUUCGUCAAGGACUCCAAGCGAAGCGGCGUAAACUUCAAAAACGUCCCAGAUGGCAGAGGCAGCUUCUUCCCCGUCCCAUCUCGCAAGUUUCGCCCCGACCUGGACAUUCUCUACCUGCCUCCGUUCGCCUACCACGACGACAACACGAACCUGGUGGCACUUUACAACAUCAUCCAGAAGCCGGAUGUCAAGGACUUCCUGGCGAGACUGCGCUACGUCGCAGUGGCGCACAGCGAGAUCCCCGACUUCGUCGCCCAUCACAUCAUCGAGCACUGCUACAGCCUGCAGAACCUUUCGAUCGUCUUCGCCCACACCGCUCAGCAGGGAAACUGGGAUCACAUGUUCGAAGCUCCCGGCGGACGAUGCAAACUCCAGGCCCUGGCGGAGAAUCCCGAGGAGAACACGCUCUCGCCCUGGCAGCAGCAGGUCUCAUUCGAGGAGCUCGAGUCUCCGUCGCCGGGGCAGCAGUUCCUGGCCGAGUACUGCGCCAAGCUGAACGAGGCCGGGGAGGAGGCGUUCCCUAAGAUCUACAGGAACGGUCCGGAGGAGUACCUGGGCGACCAGUGGGAUCACCACUUCAACUAUUUCAUGGGCUUCAGCAUCCAAGCAGUCACUUUCAUAGAGUACACCGGUGACGGCUGGGCCGAGAAGUGUGGCAACAGAAUGUAUCGACUGGAUGAGACGUGGUAUGAAGCCGCGGGUUUUGACCACAAUGGACAGCCUCUUUAA
Messenger RNA from Colletotrichum karsti, 954 nucleotides. RefSeq lists its product as uncharacterized. Bases 1 to 954 code for a protein of 317 amino acids. The transcript has a single exon. Lineage: Eukaryota; Fungi; Ascomycota; Sordariomycetes; Glomerellales; Glomerellaceae. The record is from RefSeq and is a predicted model, not a curated record.